GAAUGGCUGUCGAAAACAUGAGACGUGUUUUCCUGUUAUUGAUGUGUUUUGUGCAAAUAUUCGCCCAAUUUCAGCCCAUUGUUAUAAUACAGCCUUUGAAACCCGUGGGAAUAAGAAUAUCUGUUCAUGAACUGGACCCGUAUAUAAAAGAGUUUUCUGUGACGAUGAAUAUUAAAAAUCCAAUCGUUUCGUCAAACGCACAUAAGAACCCAGAGAAGUACUAUUUUGCGAGACUUGCCAACGACUCUCAGGGAAGAUGGACAUAUGAAGCAAGUGACUUGGCGCUGCAGCGUGGUAACAUCCUAGAAUACACUUUUAAUUACAUCUAUAGAAGUGAGCACAUCAGUUCGGAUUAUAUCCAUAAGCUUAUCGUAGAAGAUCUCGUCGACCCGGGUACAGAAGCCCAGCUUCCAGCGUGCAGGUACACCCCUACAGUAGUCCGCGGCUCCAAGGUCUGUGGAGGUCAAAUCAUCUUCGAAGACAACUUCGACAGCCUACGAGAGGAUCUAUGGAAGCUGGAACAGUACAUCUCGGAUGAUGACUUUGCAUUUGUGUCGUACCAACACCCACCAAAUGCCCCCACCAUAUCAGUGGCAGGCGGACAACUCAAGAUCGAGCCGAAGCUGCAACAGACUCUACCCUCGUUCAACAGCACAUCCAUCACGUCAGGGACUCUGGACCUUACUGAUGGCUGCACCGCGUCAUACUCCAAGUGUAUAAGGGAAGCUUCCGACAUCGAAAUCUUGCCACCAGUAGCCAGUGGUCGGAUGACAGCAAAACUGGCAUUCACGUACGGCGUUGUUGAAAUAAGGGCCAAGCUGCCGCAGGGGGAUUGGCUAUACCCAGACCUUCUCCUGCAAUCGGUAUACGAGAAGUACGGAGUAUUGAACUACGCGUCAGGUGUGGUGAGGGUCGCCGGUGCGGUCGGCAACAUGGAGCUGAUGAGAGGAAUAAGAAGAAUGGGCAAUACUCUUUUGUACGGAGGGCCCAUGCUACAUAACGCGUGUCGUAAAUUUUUAUUGGAUCACAAAUAUGGAGAGGAACCUUGGGGAAAUGAUUUCCAUGUCUACUCGAUUCGUUGGGCACCAGAUAGUAUCGAGUUGUACGUGGACGGUACCAUAUGGGGCAGAGCCACCCCCGGCACGAUCGGUUUCGCGGAGCUGUUUCCUAAGCACUGCCAUCUGCCACCCAACAUGUCCGCCACUGGAGCCAGGAUAGCGCCUUUCGAUGAAUUAUUCACCAUAACCCUGGGCAUUGCUGCGGGUGGUAACCUGGAGUUCGAUGACAACACCAGUAACGGUGACGAAGGAAAACCCUGGAGGAACUCGGAGAGGAAGGCCAGCCUGUACUUCUGGCAGGACGUGCUGAGCUGGUGGCCGCGCUGGACCCAGCCCGCCAUGGUGGUGGAUUAUGUCAAAGUGUAUGCCCUGCCAUACACGUAUAUAGUAAUUAUAAACAAUAAUAUAUUUUGUUAUCAUUCUGCAAUAACAUUUAAAACGAAGAUGAUUGUCACCAAAACCGGUCUAGUUUGGCUUGUUUUCUGUUUGUGUCGAGCUGUUGGUGGUGAGUCUGAAGAAUGGCCAGUUGUUAUUCAGGCCUUAAAACCCACAGGGAUUCGGAUGUUAUUUCCAGAUAUCCCUGGAGCGAACGUAUACGUAUUCCAAGGCAAUAUCAACCGAUACAUUAACGACUACGCCUACAGCACCGGUGAGAUCAGCGCCAAUAUAGUCGUGACAGAUGACAGGGUGUACGAAAACCUGGAGGUUGCGCUGAAACCAGGGGACGUGGUGUACUACUACUACUACUAUAUCAAGGACCUAGAUGGGGUAUUCCAUAAGGUGGAGGACCAGAGCUUUACAGUUAAAGAGCUAGUCGAUCCAGACACGGACAUUGAACAGAUGACGGAGACCUGCCUGGGCUCGCCUACGCAGGUGCCCGACGCCAAGGUCUGCAGCAACCGCAUCAUCUUCGAAGACAACUUCGACCAGCUACGGCAAGAUGCGUGGACAUUGGAGCAGUAUAUCCCAGCUGAACCUGACUACACAUUUGUGUCUUACCAACACGACCCAAGAGUUCGCACCAUCACAAGUUCCAACGGUAUGUUGACAAUCCAUCCUCUACUACUGGGGGCUAUACCACGCUACAACUCCGUGGACAGCGUCUAUACAGCCUACCUCAACCUGACCGACGGAUGCACCUCAAAUUUAAAAGCCGAAUGCGAGAUGCAGCCGUCCGGUGCUAGCAUUCUUCCUCCGUUGGUCAGCGGCAGAAUGACUAGCAAGUUUGCCUUCAAGUACGGAACUGUCAAGAUAAGAGCCAAACUGCCGAAGGGGGAUUGGUUGUAUCCAGAUAUCCUACUCCAAUCAAUACACGUAAAGCACGACGCGAGUUAUUUUGACACUGGAGUUGUGAGGAUAGCGGGGGCGCGGGGCAACUCAGUGUUGAAGGGGGAAGACGUGGAAUAUGGAAAUAAGGUGUUGUACGGAGGCAUAAUGCUAGAUAGAGCCUGUCGCGGUCACCUGAUGAACCGAACGCUGUCGAACAAGGCUUGGGGGGACGACUUCCACGUCUACUCCAUCAGAUGGGCACCGGAGAGCAUAACGUUUUUCGUGGACGGUGAGGAGUGGCACCGAGUGCAGCCCACGAGCGGCACGGCCAAUCUCAGAGAGGCAUUCCUGAGCGUGUGCCAACUGCCCACAAAUGGCACAUCCAAAAUGGCGCCCUUCGAUGAUUACUUCAGGUUAACCCUAGGCGUGGCAGCAGGGGGAGUCUUAGAGUUUGAAGACAAUCUAGUCUCCAAGGACGGAGUUAAGAAACCCUGGAAGAAUGCCGGUCGGAAGGCACUCUUCCACUUCUGGCAGAGCCAGCAAAGUUGGUGGCCGAGUUGGUUGCAGGAGAAAGCCAUGGUCGUGGACUACGAGACGCGCUGGAAGGGCUCGAAAUCCAGGGACAUAGGACAAGGGUAUCAACUGGUCUACUAUGGUACAAACAACAAACAAAAUGGCGUCGGAGUUAUACUUGAUAAUUACUUUAAGAACAGGAUAGUCCACGUAGAAAGGAAAACAGACCGUAUCUUAGGUGACCUAAAUGGACAUGUGGGCAAAUCCAGUAAGGCCUACAAUCGUAUCCACGGUGGCCACGGAUACGGCGAUGAAAAUAAAGAAGGCAAAUACAUCCUAGAAUUUUGCUCCCGACAUAAUCUCAACCUCAUAAAUACUUACUUCCAAAAGAAAUCCGAACAUCUUAUUACCUACAAAAGUGGAGGAAAAUCAUCACAAAUUGAUUUUAUAGUGGCCGAUGACAAUUUAAGAAGCAGGUUUAAAGACUGCAAAGUUAUUCCAGGAGAAUCUUUACUGCUCAACACAGAAUUUUGGUUGGUGUCUACAGCUUGCCAAAGCCCACAAAGAAAACUGUCGAUAGAACACCUAAAAUUAAGUGGAAGGAACUAA
Aricia agestis (brown argus) is the source of this 3449-nucleotide messenger RNA. RefSeq lists its product as uncharacterized. NCBI's taxonomy places the organism in Eukaryota, Metazoa, Arthropoda, Insecta, Lepidoptera, Lycaenidae. Gene Ontology annotation, molecular function: carbohydrate binding; hydrolase activity, hydrolyzing O-glycosyl compounds. The record is from RefSeq and is a predicted model, not a curated record. The transcript is spliced from 21 exons. Gene Ontology annotation, biological process: carbohydrate metabolic process. The coding region runs from base 3 to 3449 and encodes 1148 amino acids.